Mytilus californianus (California mussel) is the source of this 1024-nucleotide messenger RNA. RefSeq names its product clumping factor A-like. The coding region runs from base 24 to 953 and encodes 309 amino acids. The record is from RefSeq and is a predicted model, not a curated record. The transcript is spliced from 4 exons. Lineage: Eukaryota; Metazoa; Mollusca; Bivalvia; Mytilida; Mytilidae.
UUGGUAAAAAAAUAGGUAAACAAAUGGCGGCAGAAAUUGAGUCGAGUGAUGAGGAAAUCGUUAGUCCUCGACGUCGAAGAUUAAGUUCUGGUAGAAAAAGACAGUUGUUCACAGAUUCCGGUAAUGAUUCAAGUGACGCGGGGAACACAUGUUGUACCAAACAAGACAAACCAUCUGGGGGAAGAAGUUCAGAGCGCAUCAGGAAGCGACAUUCCCAAGAGUUUCGAAUGCCUGAUAAAAAUGAAUAUUGGAACAAAAUUCCGAACUGUCACAGUACUGUAGAGAGUGUGAAAUCUUUGACUCCAAGAAGGGUUAUCAGCAACUUAACUAAAGUGUACAAUAGUUACAAUGCAGAUACAUGUGAUUCAGAUGAAGAUGAAAUGAGCGAAUUUAUUGUAGAAGAUGACGAAAUUGAUGACGAAAACAGCACUAGCGAUAAAACAGACGACGAUGAAAAAAGACAUACGGGACGCAUAGAUAGAAGCAGAACUGAGUUUUCUGAAACAAAAUUACACAGGCUACGCGAGAUUUCAAGUUCCGAUUCAGAAUCGGAGGCAAACCAAGUCAACAACGCUAUCAAUGAAGAAGAAUUAAACGAGGAUAGCAUAUAUCAUACGAAUAAUGAUCCUAGUGUAUCAAAAAGUAAAUUAAAGAGACGAAAAAGUAACAUAAAAGUAGCAUCGAGUUCAGAUGGAGAAAAAGAUGAAUCUGUUGAUGAUACAUUAGACAAUGAACAUUUUGAAAAAAAAUCUGAAUCCGAAAGUGAUGAUAACAUACAAAGUACUAGUAGUAAAAGGAAACGGAGUAUAGAGAGUAGUGAUUCGGAUUCAGAUCCCGAGAGUAAAACGUCUGAAUCUCGUAGAAUGUCAGCUACAACCAGGACAACAGAACGUUUAAAACAAAGACAGGAAUUAUUUAGAGAACUUAAAGAAACGAGACAAAAAUCGUCGUAGUGGUUAACAAUGUUAUUCCGUUAUAUUUUUUACUAUUAUCUAUUAAAAUUAAAUGAUAAAAUCCAAAACCA